Bubalus bubalis (water buffalo) is the source of this 4505-nucleotide messenger RNA. It is a transcript of the gene REEP3, whose product is annotated as receptor accessory protein 3. The record is from RefSeq and is a predicted model, not a curated record. Bases 149 to 916 code for a protein of 255 amino acids. Lineage: Eukaryota; Metazoa; Chordata; Mammalia; Artiodactyla; Bovidae. The transcript has 8 exons. Gene Ontology annotation, biological process: endoplasmic reticulum tubular network organization. Gene Ontology annotation, cellular component: endoplasmic reticulum tubular network; cytoplasmic microtubule; endoplasmic reticulum membrane. Gene Ontology annotation, molecular function: microtubule binding.
GCGCAGACACCGGGCCCGGCUCCCGAGGGCGCCAGCGCGGCCCCGGGGAGUGCGAGGAGCCGGAGGGCGCGCGGCCUGCCGUUGGCCGCCUGGUCCGCCACCCUCGGCACCCACCCGCCCCCGAGGUGGGGCCCAAGCCCCUGGGAAGAUGGUGUCCUGGAUCAUCUCCAGAGCUGUGGUGUUGGUGUUUGGAAUGCUUUAUCCUGCAUAUUAUUCAUACAAAGCUGUGAAAACGAAAAACGUGAAGGAAUAUGUUCGAUGGAUGAUGUACUGGAUUGUCUUUGCCCUGUAUACUGUAAUUGAAACAGUAGCAGAUCAAACAGUCGCUUGGUUCCCCCUCUACUAUGAGCUUAAGAUUGCUUUUGUCAUAUGGCUACUCUCUCCUUAUACCCGAGGAGCAAGUUUAAUAUACAGAAAAUUCCUUCAUCCACUACUUUCUUCAAAGGAAAGGGAAAUUGAUGAUUAUAUUGUCCAAGCAAAAGAACGAGGCUAUGAAACUAUGGUAAACUUUGGGCGGCAAGGUUUAAAUUUAGCAGCUACUGCUGCCGUCACUGCAGCAGUGAAGAGCCAAGGAGCAAUAACUGAACGUUUGCGAAGUUUCAGUAUGCAUGACCUAACAGCCAUUCAAGGUGAUGAGCCUGUGGGACAAAGAUCGUACCAACCUCUCCCAGAAACAAAAAAGAAAAGUAAAGCAGGCUCCGGUGAAGCAGCAGGUUACGGAAUUCCACUGAGAGACGGGGAUGAGAAAACAGACGAAGAAGCAGAGGGGCCAUAUUCAGAUGACGAGAUGUUAACACACAAAGGGCUACGAAGAUCACAAAGCAUGAAAUCUGUGAAAACCGUGAAAGGCCGAAAAGAGGUGCGGUAUGGGUCACUAAAAUACAAAGUAAAGAAGAGACCACAAGUGUAUUUUUAGCCAUGUACACAUCAAGUAUCCCAAGUCAAAUUAUGCUAAUACAUCAACUUGUUCUUCUAACAUCAUAUAUUCAGGAUUUAUCCAUUAAAACCAUUCUUUAAAUUGUGGUGGUGAUAGGGUUUACUUUCGUCAAUUUAAAUAGUUUUUCUUUAACAACUACUUCCAAAUCUUGACUACUAAAGAUAGUUAUGCAAAAGUAGAUAGAUAGAUAUGUCAGAAAUAAAAGAAAAUUGUGUUAUCUGUUGUCAGAUUCUUCAAAACAUUAAGUGCCUGGGAUACAAGGUGAAACCUAGAUUCACAGUAUACUUGAAAGGUGGUUCAAGCAGCAUCAGCCUUUGAGAUCUUGUAUUGUGUUUACCUCCAUUUCUGUUGUAACUAUCACAUGAGGAUAGUAUUUAAUAGGCCUCUGAUCCAGCAGUGACAGAACAAGGGUAUAAUAUAAGAUAAAAUAUGUUUUAUAUACUCCUCAAAUUUUUACUUUGUUAAUACUUCUACUUUUUCCACCAUCAACUGAAAGUUUUCAAGACAACUAUUUGAAAACCAGGUAUCUACACAGCACUUUCAUUCCUGACUAGUUUUGCACACUUGAAAAUUGUUUACUUAUUUUACAACUAUACAUUUAAGUUUUAUUAACACUGUCUUGACUGUCUUGUCUUUAGUAACACUGUCUUGACUGUCUUGACUGUUAUUUGUCAUAUUCUGACUUGUCAAAUUUAUGCCUUGAAUUAUAUCAUCUCUUUUCCUAUGGGUUUCAGUAGUUAUAUUCAUUUAAUUUUAAUAAUAAAAAAUAGAGCUCAUUGUUCAUUUUCAACUAUUUCUACAUAUCUUUCAUACAGAUAAGUUCUUUAAAAUUUACCAGCUUCCCAUAUUUAGUUCUACAUUGUAGCUGAACUUAGCAUGUUUUUGUUAACAGUGGUUUCAUUUUCAGCUUUUAAAAAUGGUAGCUUUUGCGAAAUGGAAUCAGAGACCAGUAUAGCACGUAGAUAUCUUCUAAUUCAUGAAAUUAACCAACAGCCAAUCUAUUCACAAGCUUGGCACUGACACGGGCUGCUGAUUUAUAAAUCUGGCAUUGACUUUACCCAUUUGAAUCAUUUCACUUCUGGCUGAGAUAAUUUCCUGAAGAUCCAUGCCAAUGCAAAAUACAAAUGUUGUUAAUCUUACAUAUUAGAAGUUAUUAGAAUAGAUUUUAGAAAAAUAUCAUGUUUUUAAUCCAAGAGAUUUUGAGUUACCAAACUGUGAAGCUUUUUAGGCAUAGAUAACUAUGCAUUAUGAACCCCAAGUCAGUAUAUUUCUGAUGAUGAUUUUAGUAACCAGUAAUCAAAAUUGUAUCAUUAUACAAAUCUGUAUGAUUAUACUCUUUCAUAUAAUUUACUUGAUUAUUCUGUGUGCCCAAAAGAAAAACAAUGAGAGAGAUUUGUGAGAUCUUUGACCUUUCUGCCUUUCAAGAAAUGAAGCCAGCUGGGAGUGUAUAUUCAGGACCCAUUCUGAGUGUUGGUAAAGAACAGAAUGUUUACUCAGGAGUACCUUACUAUAAUUCAUACAUUUCUCUUCAUGCAAGUCUUAAAAUGUCUUCCCGAUUAUCUCACAUUCUCAAUAACUAAUACCAUGUAAAAACUUCAUUAAAUUUAUUUUCCCCCAAAGUUUAAUUCUGAGUAUCUUCAUCUAUUUUAACCUUGACUAAUUCAAAAUUCCUAUGAAUUCUGGUUAUAAACUCUGGAAGAGAGUUUAACGUAGAUUGCCUAGAACACUUGACUUUCCAAUAUAAAUGCUACAUGUGCCUUGCUUACCUUUCCUACACUAGGGCAGUGUCAUCUCAAAUUGCCUAACAAGGUCAUGUAAGUGACUUUGUAUCAAAAACAUUACUUUUGGGGGCUGAUUUGCACCACUUUAUUUUAUUUAAGUCUAAUUUCAGUCUGUCUGCAAUGCAGGAGACCCGGGUUCGAUCCCUGGGUUGGGAAGAUCCCCUGGAGAAGGGAAUGGCAACCCACUCCAGUACUCUUGCCUGGAAAAUCCCAUGGACGGAGGAGCCUGGUGGGAUACAGUCCACGGGGUCGGACACAACUAAGCGACUUCACUUUCACUUUCACUUUUCAGUAUUACACCUAUGCUUUAAUUAUCGUAAACUCACAAAUACUGUCCUAAAUUGGAGGAAUUAUUUAUCCCUCUACACUUCUAGAGUCAAAACGUUUAACCAAGAGCAACACUAGUUUCAAAGAGAUAAUGCAAAUCCUUCUAUUUAAUCAUAUCAAGGCUUCCUCUGAUACGUUUGUUAUAACCUUACACACAGUCAAUGUCAUUUCGCUGUUCUGUCAUUUCCUUUCUGUCCUUUCAUUUCUUAUAUUUUGCUUCUUUUCUCUUCUGUGUGUUUUAGCAUGCUUUCAUUUGAAUUUUGUAUAAUAAACUUGUACUUUUUUUUUCUUUUAAGGUGGAACAGGUCAUUUUUUUGUUUCUCUGCUUUUAAAUCUAAUGCUUAUAAAAGAGGUGUGUUUAUCCCUAGACCACAGUGCCUUGCACCCCACCACCACCAUUUGGUGAAUGGGCAUUAGAUGCUGCACAAGCCUUUAGGGCACUAUUUUGGUAGCUAUAAAAGUUUAUCCAGAAACUGUACCUGGUGUCUCAGUUUAUUGUCAUUCAACUUGUUCAUGAAUAUUAACUAUUUCCAGGGUUUGUUUAGAAGGAAGAAUUGAUCUGUUCUUUAGUUUACUAUAUUUUUUUUUCUGGUGUAAAAAUGAGCCAGAAAUAAACCUUAUUGCUAAGUAAUUAUUUAAACCCACAUAAUCCCUGCAUAAGAUUCCCUCCACACACUUCACUAUAUGUAUGUGGAUUUGGAUAGAAAAUGAUGUUGCCAGCAUUACCAGUUUUAAAUACUUGACUAUACAGAUUGAUGGAAUAAAAUUAUUAAAGUGUUUUCAGGGAACUUAAUCCAUAUGUCACCACCAAAGAUUUCUACAGUGUUAUAAGGUAUGUAAAUAUUCCAAAUUUCUGUAAACAUUGGUUAGAUAAAGAGUUUUUCUCUCUUUUUUGGAAUAACACAGUUUGUACUCUGGAAUGCUUGAACUUUUGUGUUAUUAAAAAUAAUACAACACUAUCUUAAAUAUUAGUAAUUUGUAUUUUUAAUUGGAAUGGGCUAAAUUUUUAUUUUGAUUUUCUUUUAUCAGGAAAAUAAGUUGAUAUGUACUGAAAAGCAAUUUCCUAUGUUUUCUUCUGUGUAAGUUGAUUCAUUUACAAAGCAAUUUGGUAAAUUUUGAAAAGGUUAUUGUGGUAUGUAGUGUGUGUUUCUUAGUAAACAUCACUUAAGAAUAAAGCUUUCUGAAAGGAAAGUACAACUUUUACUCUCUUAAUGUUUUUAAGAUUAUUCUUUUGGUAGUUUCCUACAGAUUUAAUGUAUAUUAACCCUUUAAACAUUGACCAUGAAUUAACAUUUUCUUUUUUAACACCUUUUAAAUCUAUGUACUUCAAUAGUUAAGAGAAAGCAGUUUUGCAAGUUUUAAUCUCUUUGUAAAAGCUAUCUUUAGGCCCAGUAUGAGGAUAAUUUUACAAAUGUGUUUUUUGAAAACUUUAAUAUAAAAUAAACUCAUUUUACUAGUGA